Messenger RNA from Staurois parvus, 281 nucleotides. Lineage: Eukaryota; Metazoa; Chordata; Amphibia; Anura; Ranidae. The record is from the annotation of a GenBank genome assembly.
UCAGCUGUGUCCAAUCACAGCUGAUCACUGAUCAUCAAGGCACUGAUGAUCAGUGUGCCCUGAUGAUCAGUGUAACCCCAGCAGUGCCACCUGUCAAAGUCCAUCAGUGCCAGCUGUCAGUGUCGAUCAGUGCCACGUGCCAGUGCCUAUCAGUGCCACAUCAAUGCCACAUAUCAGUGCAUACCAGUGCACAUCAAUGCCACAUAUCAGUGCCCAUCUGAGCUGCCUUUCAGUGUCAUCCAUCAGUGCCAGUCAGUGCCACCUAUCAAUGCCAAUCAGUG